Lodderomyces theae is the source of this 1599-nucleotide messenger RNA. It is a transcript of the gene ALT1, whose product is annotated as alanine transaminase. The transcript is spliced from 2 exons. Gene Ontology annotation, molecular function: L-alanine:2-oxoglutarate transaminase activity; pyridoxal phosphate binding. Lineage: Eukaryota; Fungi; Ascomycota; Pichiomycetes; Serinales; Debaryomycetaceae. Gene Ontology annotation, biological process: biosynthetic process. Bases 1 to 1599 code for a protein of 532 amino acids. The record is from RefSeq and is a predicted model, not a curated record.
AUGAGAUUGCUUACUUUACCGACCAAGCGUCAACUUCAUUCCUUUGGAGUUGGUACUCGUGUUGACAAUAUGCUACGGACUUCAAGUGCCGCAUUUUCUUCAAACUCCAAUUCCUCCACCUCCAAUUCCUCCACCUCCAAUUCCUCCACCUCCCACGACUACAACAACAAGCACAUUGGCCGCCGCUUUAAAUCGACUUUUGUCCCUGCUGAGCCAUUGGGUAUUGAUGAUUUGAAUGAACAAACGGUCAAGGCCCAAUACGCAGUAAGAGGCAAAAUCCCCAUCAUUGCUGAUGGAUUGAGCGAUUUGAUCAAAAUGUCUCCCACUAGUCAUGGUUUACCAUUCAAUAAAAUUGUACACGCAAACAUUGGAAAUCCUCAGCAGUUAGAUCAAAAGCCUUUGACAUGGUAUAGACAAGUCUUAUCAAUCUUGCAGUAUCCUCAGUUGUUGAACGAGGACCUGGGGGCAAAAUUUCCUUCCGACGUUAAAAAGAGGGCUCAAGAGAUUUUGCACAAUGUUGGGUCUGUUGGAGCUUACUCCCUGUCUCAGGGUGCUGCUUAUUUUAGACAAUCAGUGGCUGAGUUUAUCACCAACAGAGAUGGCGGAAAAUUCCCUGCCAAUGCCAAUGAUAUCUUUUUAACUUCAGGAGCCUCGGCUGCUGUAUCUUAUUUGUUACAAUUACUAUCUCAAGAUGCAAAUUCGGGAUUUUUAAUUCCUAUUCCACAAUAUCCGUUGUACACAGCCACCAUUGCUUUGAAUGACGCCAAGCCCAUUGGCUAUUAUUUGGAUGAAUCAAAGGGAUGGGCCACUAAUCCCAAGGAAAUUCGUCAAUUGAUCAAAGAAAGCUCCGACAAGGACAUCAAGAUUAAAGCGUUAGUUGUGAUAAACCCGGGCAAUCCCACAGGGGCAAUUUUGUCAAGGGACGAUAUUGCUGAACUCAUUUCGAUUGCUGCUGAACAUGGAAUUGUCUUGAUUGCAGAUGAGGUUUAUCAAGAAAACGUCUUUAGUGGAAAAUUUUACUCCUUUAAACGUAUCUUGUCAGAAUUGAAGGAAAAGGACCAUGAUCAGUACAAGAAUGUGCAAUUGGCAUCGUUGCACUCAACAUCAAAGGGUGUCAGUGGAGAGUGUGGGCAACGUGGGGGGGUACAUGGAGCUUGUCAAGCUGUUGUUGAGUUGAUGGUAAACCCGCCCAAGAAGGGAGAUGAAUCAUACGAUCUCUACGUUAAAGAAACUUCUACUAUUUUCGAAAAUUUGAAAAAGAGAGCAGAAGCUCUUUAUGAUGCUUUCUGCGAUAUGGAAGAUGUAUCGGUUGAUAAACCUCAAGGAGCAAUGUAUAUAUUCCCAAGCCUCAGUUUUGAUCCCCAAGCUUAUCACAAGUUAUUUUCAAGAGCCAAGAAUUCAAAUCUUCAAGUUGAUGAUUUGUAUUGCAUUGAACUUUUGGAGCAUACUGGUAUCUGUUGUGUGCCUGGAAAUGGAUUUGGACAAAAACCAGGUUCCUAUCAUUUGAGAACCACUUUUUUGCCUCCAGGCGAGGAAUGGAUCCAAAGAUGGGCCAAUUUCCAUAAAGAUUUUGUUAAAAAGUACAAGGAUUCGGCUUGA